GUUCCUUUCCUCGACCCUUGUCGCUCUCUUCGCAUUUCUUGGAACAAGACCCUCUCACACAGAGCUCGUCGUCGAACAUGGGCAUCUUCGACGGCAGCAGAGAGAAGGGCAGCGAUGUCUCGCCGACAGCUUCUGGAGUCGCACAGGACCAUGAUUUUGCUGUAGGUCUUUCCGCCGACAACGCCGAUCAACUCCAGCGACAUCUUCGAAACCGACAGAUUCAGCUCAUCGCGAUUGGUGGCUCGAUUGGUACGGCGCUUUUCGUGAGCAUUGGAACUGGUCUCUACCAUGGUGGCGCUGCGAACUUGUUGCUCGCGUACGUGUGCCAGUCGUGUGUGCUUGCUAUGGUCAACAACAGUGUCGCUGAAAUGACCACUGCCUACCCCGUUUCAGGAGGUUUCAUUCGACACGCUGGACAAUGGGUUGACGAUGCGCUGGGAUUCAUGGUCGGCUGGAAUUUCUUCUUCUACGAGGCUCUGCUUGUCCCCUUCGAAAUAUCUGCCUUCACGUUGGUCAUCUCUUACUGGAGCGAUGAAGUCACGAAACCUGGUCCCAUAGCUGGUAUCAUUAUUGCUGUCAUCAUCUGCUACGCGGCGAUCAAUAUUCUCGCAGUCGGAGCCUUUGGUGAGGCUGAAUUCUGGCUGUCCGGCGGAAAGGUCAUUCUGAUAUUCUCCCUGUUCUUCUUCACCUUCAUCACCAUGGUUGGUGGAAACCCACGAGGCGAUGUCUAUGGUUUUCGGAACUGGACGAAUGGAGGAGCUUUUCGAGAAUACAUCACCAGUGGCGAUCUAGGUCGAUUUGAAGGGUACCUGGGUGGUCUGACUUCGGCUGUCUUCACAGUUGUCGGUCCUGAGUACAUCUCCAUCGUCGCAGCCGAGGCUAUGCGCCCUCGCAUCUACAUCAAGGCCGCUUUCAAAAUGGUGUAUCUGCGAUUCGGUAUCUUCUUCAUUGGUGGAGCAUUGGCAGUUGGCAUCGUCUGCAGCUCCCGUGAUCCAACCCUGGCCGGAAUUGUGACUGGCACUGUAGGCGCCGAAGGUGCCGCUGCUUCGCCGUAUGUCAUUGCCAUGGGCAACCUCGGAAUCUCAGUCUUCCCCGAUAUCGUCAAUGCAUUGAUCCUGACCUCGAUCUUCUCUGCCGGAAACACCUACACCUACUGCGCGGUCCGCAACUUGUACAGUCUGUCACUCGAAGGACGAGCUCCCAAAUUCCUGCGACACUGUACCCGCAAAGGUGUCCCGAUCUACUGUUUCUGUGUAGUCAUGAUCUUCCCAUUGCUCGCCUUCACUGCCGUCUCAAGCAGUUCAGCCGUAGCUACAACCUGGUUUGCCAGCUUGGUCACUGGCGGAGGACUCAUAAACUACAUCACCAUGUGCAUCACUUACAUCCGCUUCUACCAAGCCAUGAAAGCGCAGGGCUUCGACCGUCGCCAACUCCCCUACUACGGCUACUUCCAACCCUACUGCGCCUACUUCGCCCUCGUCUGGAUGAUCAUCGUCACCUGCAUCUACGGCUACACCUGCUACCUCCCCUGGGACGUCUCGAACUUCUUCGCAAACUACACCAUGCAACUCUUCAUCCCCCCUCUCUUCCUCAUCUGGAAACUCAUCCACAAAACUAAAUGGAUCAAGUCUUCCGAAGCGGAUCUUGUGUGGGAGAAACCUAUCAUUGAUGCCUACGAGGAGACGUUCCUGGACCCGCCUACGGGCUUUUGGAGGGAGAUGGGUCAGCUUGUGGGGCUUGGGAAGAAGGUUAAAGAGGCGAAUAGACGGAGCAGUGUUGCGCCUGCUGAUGUGGCGCAGGCGCGCGCGAAUGUGAAUCAGCAGUUUCAGAAGGCGUAGAUACAUCAUAUGCUCGUUCGAGUUUCGAGAAAGUUUGGCUACGUAGGCUGAAGAUAUAAGUCUAUAGUGUGCCGCAAAAACGAAUUUAUGAGC
Pseudocercospora fijiensis CIRAD86 is the source of this 1931-nucleotide messenger RNA. RefSeq lists its product as uncharacterized. Lineage: Eukaryota; Fungi; Ascomycota; Dothideomycetes; Mycosphaerellales; Mycosphaerellaceae. Gene Ontology annotation, biological process: amino acid transmembrane transport. The record is from RefSeq and is a predicted model, not a curated record. The transcript is spliced from 5 exons. The coding region runs from base 78 to 1838 and encodes 586 amino acids. Gene Ontology annotation, cellular component: membrane. Gene Ontology annotation, molecular function: amino acid transmembrane transporter activity.